Molecule: messenger RNA, 935 nt
Organism: Cyanistes caeruleus (blue tit)
Lineage: Eukaryota; Metazoa; Chordata; Aves; Passeriformes; Paridae
Source: RefSeq, a predicted model, not a curated record
CACAAACGAGGGGAAAAUGGCACAAACAAGGUGAAAAUGGCACAAAUGAGGUGGGAAUGACCUGUCUGCUGAUUGCCCCAACAGAACACAAGCCUCCUCAACACCAAGAAGAGACUGGAAGUGGACAUAACUCAUUUACAGACUGAAGUUGAAGACAGUAUUCAGGAAGCCAGAAAUGCAGAGGAGAAAGCAAAGAAAGCCAUCACAGAUGCAGCCAUGAUGGCAGAAGAGCUGAAGAAGGAGCAGGACACCAGUGCCCACCUGGAGAGGAUGAAGAAGAACCUGGAGCAGACAGUGAAGGACCUGCAGCACCGUCUGGAAGAGGCCGAGCAGCUGGCACUGAAGGGAGGGAAGAAACAACUCCAGAAGCUGGAGGCCAGGAUUAAUGAGUUAGAAAAUGAGCUUCAUUCUGAGCAGAAACGGGGAAUAGAAUCCCUGAAAGGAGCUCGCAAAUAUGAACGGAGGCUGAAGGAGCUCACUUACCAGUCUGAAGAAGAUAAGAAAAAUAUUCUUCGGCUCCAGGACCUGGUGGACAAGCUGCAGUUAAAAGUGAAAGCGUACAAGAAACAGGCUGAGGAAGCUGAAGAACAGGCAAACAUCAAUCUCUCGCGGUGCCGCAAGGCUCAGCACGAGCUGGAAGAGGCGAAAGAACGAGCGGAUAUUGCGGAAGGACAGGUUAACAAGCUGAGAGCCAAAAGCCGUGACAUGGAGGGCCAGAAAUCAGAGAAAUGAGGUUCCUGACCCGAGCUGCAGCAGGCUCCCUCCUGAUAAAGACUUCUGUCCAUCCAGCAGAUAUCCAUUACUUUUUUCUAGUAACCCAGUGUGCAUGUGUGUAACUGAUAUAUUUAGCCAACCUUGAGGUGAAGCUGUGAGAAAUUAUACAUAUAUAUAUAUAUAUAUAUAAAAUAAACCUGGGUGAUGCUUUAGUGACUAUA